AUGGGCUAUAUACUGCAGUUGCGUCGCACUAAUCACUUUUCCCUUACCGCUUCAUUCUGUACUCGGCUAUUUGCAGGUGCUUUACUCAAUCACGCUUUGAAUCAACCGAAAGAAGAGCUAAAAACACAUUUCACGACCAGAGAAGGAACGUACAAGUUAAUGACUAUGGCGGAGUAUUCGCGACCAAACAGGGUUCCAAUGAAUCAGGCAAUCGUUUCACAUUUUCUUGCUUUUGAAACUCAGUGA
Molecule: messenger RNA, 246 nt
Organism: Cylicostephanus goldi
Lineage: Eukaryota; Metazoa; Nematoda; Chromadorea; Rhabditida; Strongylidae
Source: the annotation of a GenBank genome assembly